Messenger RNA from Lytechinus variegatus (green sea urchin), 3800 nucleotides. RefSeq names its product NAD-dependent protein deacetylase sirtuin-1-like. The transcript has 9 exons. The record is from RefSeq and is a predicted model, not a curated record. Lineage: Eukaryota; Metazoa; Echinodermata; Echinoidea; Temnopleuroida; Toxopneustidae. Bases 464 to 2890 code for a protein of 808 amino acids. Gene Ontology annotation, molecular function: NAD+ binding.
UCUUUUAGUCGUGAUCGUACGAGAAAAUGAGUCAGAAUGAGUACGAGUGCGCCCCCUGCGUGUGUGUUUAUGGAUGGUAAUCGCCACUGAAUAGUGUCAUGUGUGUGUCGUUCUAGCACUAUUUAGUAGCGGCCACACUGGGCUUUCUCUGCCAGGCCUACCGGCCUGGACCGAGCCGUGCCGGCGGACGGAGCAGCCGCUAGCCGAGUGUGUGUUCUUUUGAGCAGUUCUGUUGGCUGUGUUAUUUACCAAGACUGUUACUAGUUACUGUUCAGGCUGAAUGUCAAGAUGAGUAAAUGCAUACAAAUGAGAGGAAGGACAUGGUGAUGAAGAAGUCCUUGAUGGUCUCCCACCAAGCUGGGGUUCCCAGGCAUCUUCAAGUGAAUCAUCUGGUUCCAGUAGCAGCGGACAUCAACCUGGUGCAGAUUCAUCAAGCGAGGGCAGUAUAACAGACAGCCUCGACAUGGGACUGGGGGAUAUACAGCCAGAUAGUCUUGCAGGUCCGAUGGGUUGGCUGCAGAAGCAGAUGAUGUCUGGUACCAAUCCAAGAUCUAUCUUAAUGAGGAUCAUUCCAUCAGGAAUGACUAUUCCAGAUGACAUGGAUGAGUUUGAGAUGUGGUCCAUCAUUGCAGAGUACCUCCGCUCCAUCGACGAACCGCCCCCAAGACAGAAGCUGGAGCAGUACAACACUUUCGAUGAUGCCAUCCAACUCCUGAAUAGCUGCAAAAAUAUACUGGUCUUAACUGGUGCAGGAGUGUCUGUGUCCUGUGGGAUCCCAGACUUCCGAUCCAGAGACGGAGUGUAUGCCCGUCUGGCAGUGGACUUCCCAGACCUGCCCGACCCACAAGCCAUGUUUGAAAUCAGCUACUUCCGCAAAGACCCCAGACCAUUCUACAAGUUUGCCAAGGAGCUUUUCCCAGGGCAGUUCAAACCCUCACCUAGUCACAAGUUCAUCUCUCAGCUAGAGCAGCAUGAUAAACUUCUCAGAAACUACACACAGAACAUAGAUACAUUAGAACAGUGUGCAGGGAUCACAAGAGUUAUACAGUGCCAUGGAUCCUUUGCUACUGCGACAUGUACCCGUUGUGGUCUUCGUGUGGACUCAGAUGCUAUCAGAGAAGAUGUCUUUAACCAGGUUGUUCCUGUUUGUCCCCAGUGUGGUCCAGAUACCCCAGAGAUGGCCGUACUGAAGCCAGAUAUAGUUUUCUUUGGUGAGGGUCUUCCAAACCACUUCUAUGACAAGCUUAAUGAUGACAAAGAAGCAGCGGAUCUGCUUAUCGUCAUGGGGUCUUCUCUGAAAGUCAGACCUGUUGCAACCAUCCCAAGUCUGCUUCCAAAAGAUGUGCCUCAGAUUCUGAUAAACAGGGAACCACUGCAUCACUUGAACUUUGACAUCGAGUUGCUAGGCGACUGUGAUGUCAUCAUCAAUGAGAUCCUCCACCGACUAGGGGAUGGCUGGAACCACGUGUGCCAGUCCCAGCAGAGACUUACAGAGACCACUGACAUUCCGAAUAUACCCAAGCCCAACAAAGAAGUGCAUACAUUGCUAGAUAAAUCAGGGUCUACUGUAGAAGAGAAACCCAAUGUAACAAGCGCACUUGUGAAUGAGGAAUCUGAAUCAAAGCCAGUAGUUGUGAAAUCGGAAGAUGAUUCAGAGAAGUCUGUUAGUUCUUUCAAGGAGGAAGGUCAGGUUUCUGGUGGUGAUGAUAAAGUAGAGGGAUCUGAUGUUGGGGAAGAUGACAGAUAUGCCAGUUCAAACAGCCAGAAGUCUCCAAUCUUGCCAGGAGAAAAUGUAAAACAGAGUUGUGAUGAUAGACCUCAUUCUGUUGAUGAUCAGUCUUCAGCAGAACAUCGUAAUGGCUUUACCAAUGAGUGUAAGCUUCACACUGACCCGAUGCCUCAUUCCCAAAGUAAGUCAGGUGAUUCCUCAUCAUCAUUGACAGACAGGUUACAGGGCACUGAUGAAGAUGGCAAUGCCUUGGUGUCAAGCGAACCACAAACAUGCAAAACUGGUUCCACCGAUUCGUCGCUAGCUCAAACUGCACAGGGUAAGACUGUGCAAAGUGAUAGCGCUGCCGAGGCGUACAUGCUCUUUCAAAGAACGUUAGACUCGAUAGGGAACUCGUCCAAAGAUGCAGGGACCAUUGAUGUCAAGGGCAGCAGCGACCAAGUAAUUAAACAUGAACCAGGUAGUUCUGAAUCUCUUGAUGAUGGUGAUUGGAAAGAACCAAGCUCUGAUGUGAAAACAGGAGCAGUAGGAUUAGGUAUUGAUGACUCUGACAGGACUAAGUCGCAAGACACAAAAGAUGAUUCUGCCUCCGAAGCAGCAGCCAAUGAUGGCUCAUCGAGUGAGACUCCUGUAAAUCAGAAAGAGGAUACUAGUCUUGCCCAGGACUCUGAAACCAAGCCAAGUCCAUCCACAUCUGCUGCAACCAAAGCACCCCGGGAAACCAUUGCGACUCACCUCAAAGAAUCAACGUAUCUCUUCAUCCCGCCAAUGCGCUAUGUAUUCCACGGUGCAGAGGUGUACCUUGAUGAGGACGAUGAUGACCUGGAAGGCCUACACAAUGAUAUGGGCAUGGAUGACCUUCACAAUGACCUUGAGAAUGGUGACUUUCAUACCGACUUUCACAGUGAUCUUCACAACGGUGAUGAGUUGCCCGAUUUGUUGGACGAGGAUCACGUGUCUGCUAAAGAGAAAGCUGUGUCGAUAGACGACCUCACACCAACCGUUCCCUUGACAAACAAGGAGCCCGGCCAUUGUGUUUUCAGUCAUUCAAUAUCUAAAGAACAGUUUCUCCUGCAAUCGAACGGAAGAGAUGGAUCCCCUUUUGAAGCUCCAACUGCUGAAUCUGCAUACACAAAUAUAGGGUUCCCUGAGACGCCGUAGCAAAAUCUAACUGCCUUUCGUAUUUUAGAAAUUCCAUCAAACUGCAACAGACUGUUGAUACAGCGCAGUCUCAUUUCUCUCUCUGUCUGUCUCUUUCUCUUUGCCUCUCUCUUUCAUUGCAUGACAGGACGAUUACAAAUCUAGAAAUGGGUUGUAUACUUACCAAUAGCAUAGGGAUAUUUCUUUCUGUAAUACAAACACAUUGCAAGGAUGUAGCUGACUACUGGGCCCUUUAACAUAAAGCGCUACAAUCAAUAUUUACAUUCAAUUUUACAAUAAUUUAAUUUUUGUACACGUUGGACUGAGUCAAAAUUGAUAUAAAUGAUCGUAUAAUUACAGGGCCCUUGUCAUGCAAAACAAUCAGUUACAGAAUUUGUCGUGAGAGCUACAGGACCUUGUCAUAAUAAUGAAAUCAUGAUCUUAAGUGUGGCACUCUUCUCGGUGGACAAGUCAGAAAAGAAAUCUUUGGCGUGUCUACUCAUUUAUUUUUUUCCUUCAAAGCUUUAAUAUCUAUAUGAGUGAUGUUUUGGGGGGACUCGGGUUUGAAAACAUAUCUAUUUGUAGAAGAAACUGUUGUGGGUCAUUGUUUUUUUUUUUGCAAGCUGGGUCAUGGCAGUUGCUCUCAUCGCAACCUGGUAUACCGAUUCGAAGAUAAAUGAAAGAUCUGAAUAGGUUUAGUUCUUAACUACAGCAAUGAUAUUACAGUUUUCAUACUUCCAUGUCUUUCUUGUUUGGUAUUAUCUGGAGAGACGGAAGGGUAAUGAGUGACACUAGUUAAGUGGUAGUGUAUUCAGUAAAUAUCUGUAUUCAAAAUUGAUUUGUUAUAUGCUGUUUUAGGCAUAUGUCGAAGGAAGGUAUACGGGGUUAAAGGAAACCAAAACCCAAGAAGAGAAGCAAUCUUAUUGGAAAG